CUGAUAGUGGUGAUGGCGUCAUCAGAGGGGGCAGUAUAAAGGCAGCAGGAGACAGACGUAGAGUCAGUCUCAGCCGGACCUGCCAACACUCAACAUGUACAAGGUGGUGAUCGUUGUGUUGUCCGUCUUCCUCCUUGUGGCCUCUGCCAUGGCCAGCCCCAUGCCCGACCCUGGCUAUGGUGGCCAUGGUGGAUAUGGCCACGGUGGACACGGGGGUGGAUAUGGCCACGGUGGACACGGAGGCGGAUAUGGACACGGUGGUCACGGCCACGGAGGAGGACACGGUGGUGGACACGGUCAUGGUGGCUAUGGAUAUGGUCGGGUGAUCGCUGUGUUGUCCGUCUUCCUCCUUGUGGCCGCUGCCAUGGCCAGCCCCAUGCCCGACCCUGGCUAUGGUGGCCAUGGUGGACACGGGGGAGGACAUGGGGGUGGAUAUGGGCACGGUGGACAUGGAGGUGGAUAUGGGCACGGUGGACAUGGAGGUGGAUAUGGACACGGAGGAGGACACGGAGGUGGACAUGGCCAUGGUGGCUAUGGAUAUGGUCUCCUCCCUGCUAGACAGGAUAUGGUGAUAUGUGGCCGGAGGAUCAAUUAUCAUUAUAUUAAAGAAGUCUCACUGUCCCCUCGUCCAGAAUCCUCAAGCAAUGACGUCUACUCAAGCUUCUGUGGUUAUGGUGUCAGUCCUUUCGUUUGUGUCUACAUCAGUUAUGGUAUUUUGAACUACUAUGAGCUCAAUGAAGGCUACCGUGAGCGUGACAGUGUUCUGAUGUUCAGUGGCUGCAAGCUCCCCUGGAGUCAGUCUCAGCCAGACCUGCCAACACUCAACAUGUACAAGGUGGUGAUCGCUGUGUUGUCCGUCUUCCUCCUUGUGGCCGCUGCCAUGGCCAGCCCCAUGCCCGACCCUGGCUAUGGUGGCCAUGGAGGACACGGAGGUGGAUAUGGCCACGGUGGACAUGGGGGUGGAUAUGGCCACGGAGGACACGGUGGUUAUGGCCAUGGAGGAGGACACGGUGGUGGACAUGGCCAUGGUGGUUAUGGCUAUGGUCGAUGAAGAAACCAUUGAAAAAUUUUAUGUUAAACAUGGUAACUUCUCCUUGUCCUCCUCCCCCCUUCCUCCUCUUCCUCCUCCUCCUCCUCCUCCCCCCUUCCUCCUCCUCCUCUUCCUCCCUUCCUUCUCUUUCAAACAAGAGAUAUAAACAUCAAUAACAACUUUUACUCGACACUUCUAAAACAGUGACCAACACGAAUUCUCGAGUUGUAGAAAAAAUAAAAAACAUUUUACUA
Messenger RNA from Homarus americanus (American lobster), 1284 nucleotides. Its product is annotated as shematrin-like protein 2. The coding region runs from base 95 to 1051 and encodes 318 amino acids. NCBI's taxonomy places the organism in Eukaryota, Metazoa, Arthropoda, Malacostraca, Decapoda, Nephropidae. The transcript has 7 exons. The record is from RefSeq and is a predicted model, not a curated record.